Molecule: messenger RNA, 1128 nt
Organism: Fusarium vanettenii 77-13-4
Lineage: Eukaryota; Fungi; Ascomycota; Sordariomycetes; Hypocreales; Nectriaceae
Exons: 2
Coding region: 1-1128 (375 amino acids)
Biological process (GO): G protein-coupled receptor signaling pathway
Cellular component (GO): membrane
Molecular function (GO): mating-type factor pheromone receptor activity
Source: RefSeq, a predicted model, not a curated record
AUGGCUGGCUCAGACCACUUGUUCGGCCGUGACGGUUCCUGGAUCGUUGUGGCCGGCGAAGCUGAAGCCAUCACCACUCCCGCUCUCACGGCCAACUUUAUCUGUCGUGUUUUACUCGCCACUCUCGCAAACAUCGUCUGUCUCGUACCACUCAAGCAUCUCUACCGAAACAGCGAGUUCGCAGCCGUCGUCUUUAUCCUCAACAUCGAAGUGACCAACCUCGACACCAUCGUUAACGCCCUGAUCUGGAGAAACGAUGACACUGACAGUUGGUGGCCUGGAUAUGGUCUCUGCGAUCUCAGCCCUUAUAUUCACAACUUCAACAUUGCUCUAUUCGUCACUUGUCUGCUCGCCAUGAUGCGCAACCUCGCCCAGCAAGUCGGUCUCUUGCGAGCCAACCCCCUGACCGUCCGCGAGAAGCGUCGUCGUCACCUUGUUCAGGCACUCAUCAUCUUCCCUCUUCCCAUCAUUCAGCUUUGCUGGGUUUGGCCACUUACCGCUCAACGAUAUGUCGUCGGUACUCUGGUGGGAUGUAGUUGGGUUGCCUCACCGUCGUGGCCUUACAUUGUCUUUUUCGUCACUGCCCCUGUGGUUAUUGCCAUCAUGACUUCAGGAUACGCAAUCCUGACUUAUAUCCGUUUCCGAGAGGUCGCAAGGGCCACCCGUUCGGCUGUCAGCAGCAACCGGCUCACCACUCAACGGGCUCAACGAACCAAGCGCCGACUCUAUCUAAUGGUCAUCUCCAUCCUGGUCCCCUUUCUACCCAUAAUCAUCACUCUCGCCGUCAUCAACUUCAUGGUUGCCUUCCCCCUCCAACCUUUCGACUACCAUCUCAUCCACAAUCAACCCUUCCCAAACAUGUGGUCAAACAUCAUCUUUCUACCCUCGAAUGGCGUCCCCUUUGUCUACAUGAACAGCUGCUACAUCACCAUCCUUGCGACAAUCCCUGUCUUCAUCUUCUUUGGCACUACAAAGGAUGCCAUGAACAGCUACCGCCUCGGCUUACUCCUCAUCGGUCUUGGCUACAUCUUUCCCAAGCUUCACGAAGAGUACGAUCCUGACAGGGACGCAUACGGAAGCAGUUCCGGCAACACUCAUCUGAUGAUGUCCACAGGUGCUUCGAGGUAA